Molecule: messenger RNA, 1038 nt
Organism: Ctenocephalides felis (cat flea)
Lineage: Eukaryota; Metazoa; Arthropoda; Insecta; Siphonaptera; Pulicidae
Product: gamma-aminobutyric acid type B receptor subunit 2-like
Exons: 4
Coding region: 1-1038 (345 amino acids)
Biological process (GO): G protein-coupled receptor signaling pathway; gamma-aminobutyric acid signaling pathway
Cellular component (GO): G protein-coupled receptor heterodimeric complex; membrane
Molecular function (GO): G protein-coupled GABA receptor activity
Source: RefSeq, a predicted model, not a curated record
AUGUCACUUUCCGAUCGUAUGUGGGUUGAGGCAUUAACUUCACAGGCAAAAGCACAGUCUCUAUCAUCCAGAUCAAUCAAACUAUCUAGUCCUCGUCUAAGCAAUAUGACAGCAGUUGGCUGCAUUUUAGUGUAUGGAGCAGUCGUUCUUUUAGGCCUAGAUCAUGCAACUCUGCCGACCUCAAAAGUUUUUCCAGCUGUUUGCACGGCUCGUGUUUACCUCCUCUCGGCCGGCUUUUCCUUGGCAUUCGGCUCCAUGUUCACAAAGACAUACCGUGUGCAUAGAAUUUUUACGAGGGCACGUGGAGGCGUCUGCAGAGAUCGCCUGCUGCAGGAUAAACAACUCAUAUCCCUCAUAGGGGCUUUACUUCUUGUCGACGGUCUUGUUGUCACUUUAUGGGUCACCGUGGACCCCAUGGAAAGGCAUCUUAGGAAUCUGACACUGGAAAUAAGCGCGGAGGAUCGAAGUGUCGUGUAUCAGCCUCAGGUGGAGGUCUGUCGUUCCCUGCACACGCACAGUUGGCUCGGCGCCCUGUACGCUUACAAGGGCCUCCUCCUCCUCGUGGGCGUUUACAUGGCUUGGGAGACGCGGCACGUGAAAAUCCCGGCUCUGAACGACUCCCAAUACAUAGGAAUAUCAGUCUACAGUGUCGUAAUAACUAGCUGUAUAGUUGUAGUUCUAGCCAACCUCAUCUCCGAACGUGUCACUUUAGCUUUCGUCACAAUAUCAACACUGAUAUUGUUCUCAACGACGGCCACUUUAUGUUUACUUUUCGUACCAAAAUUAAACUCGAUCAUGAACCAAGAAGAACAAGCCGAUCCUGUGGUUCAUAGCAUGGGGUUGAAAAUUGAAUGCAAUACGAGGAGAUUUGUUACAGAUGAUAAGAGAGAAUUACAGUACAGAGUUGAGGUGCAAAACAGGGUUUACAGGAGGGAAAUGGCAGCGCUGGAUGCAGAAAUUAGUAAGUUGGAGAAAAUGUUGUCGGAAUCUUUACAUUCGAGUAGGUCUACGUCUACAGCCAGCAUUAAUGCGAAAUAA